This is a messenger RNA of Sphaerulina musiva SO2202, 8727 nucleotides long. RefSeq lists its product as uncharacterized. NCBI's taxonomy places the organism in Eukaryota, Fungi, Ascomycota, Dothideomycetes, Mycosphaerellales, Mycosphaerellaceae. Gene Ontology annotation, cellular component: cytoplasm; fungal-type vacuole membrane. Gene Ontology annotation, molecular function: protein binding. Gene Ontology annotation, biological process: autophagy; vesicle-mediated transport; intracellular protein transport. The record is from RefSeq and is a predicted model, not a curated record. The coding region runs from base 1 to 3126 and encodes 1041 amino acids. The transcript is spliced from 2 exons.
AUGCUGUCCGCGUUCAAGGCCCAGCCCAUCUACGAGGUGCGCACGCGCGACAAGGCCAAAGUCGAGUCGCUGCUGGCUUACGGCGACCGCAUCCUGGCAGGCCUCAGCACGGGCGCCCUCCGCGUGCUCCUCGUCAAUGACCCAUCCAAGACGAAGUUGGUCGACGUGCUGCGCGAGGAAGAUAAAUUCAGCAAGAAGCCCGUGCAACAGCUUGCUAUCGUAAAGGAGGCCAACCUACUCGUCAGUCUGAGCGACGCGUACGUGUCCCUGCACGAUCUGAACACGUACGAGCUCGUGGAGCGUUUGGAGCGCACCAAGGGUGCCGUCUGCUUCGCCGUCACCAGCAAUGUGGUCAAGGACCCCGAAACCCACGUUCCCGGCCUCGUGUCUAGGCUUGCGGUGGGCGCCAAGCGCAAGAUCCUAUGCUGGAUGUGGCAGGAUAUGGAGCUGUUGCCAGAUGUGGCUGAGAUCAGCCUAGAGGCUAGCAUCAAGAGCUUGAUAUGGGCUGAUGGCACGCACUUGGUUGCUGGGAUGGAUCCUGGCUUUAGCACAAUUGAUAUUCUCACCCAACAAGUGGUACCAAUCAGCAAGCGCACCGCCAAUGCGGCAACCGAUGCAGGCUCCGGUGAGCUUGCAGGUGUGCGCUUUGGUGCAGUCAGUAGCAGCGGCAUGGGUUACAUGGGAAUGGGAAGCUGGGUGCCAAAACCGAUGGCCACAGGCUUGUCUCGAGAUCAAGUCCUCCUGGCCAAGGACGUCAAUACCCUAUUUGUAACCAUCGAUGGCAAGCCGCUUGAGAAGCGUCAGGUGCCUUGGGCUCUCGCGCCAGAGCAGAUUGGCUUCAGCUAUCCAUAUCUCCUAGCACUUCAGCCGCCCGACAAAGGUACCUUACAGAUACGAAAUCCAGAGACUUUAUCCUUACUACAGACCAUCAGCGUUCCUGGCGCGACCAUCUUGCAUGUGCCACAGCCGUAUAUCAGUCUGGCUCAUGCUGGCAAGGGCUUUCUGGUUGCCUCCGAACGUACCAUCUGGCGCAUGAAUGCACUGCCUUAUCCCUCGCAGCUGACUGAGCUCGUCUCAAAGCAGCGUUUCGACGAGGCCGUAAGUCUGCUAGAGCUACUGGAGGAUACAUUGAUCGAUGACAAGGCUGGACGCAUACGAGAAAUUAUGACGCAGAAAGCCAUCGCGCUUUUUCAUCAGCAGAAAUACCUUGCGGCGCGUGACCUCUUCACAGAUGCGCAGACCACACCAGAGCGUGUCAUCGCCCUCUACCCACGUAGCAUUGCGGGGGAUCUCUCGUCCUUGACAGAGGAUGCAAGCGAGUCAGAAGCUGCCGAUACCACUGAACAAAAAGCCGAAGAUAGCGCUAGACUCGUCCCGGUCACACCUGUAAAAGGCAUGUUUGGCAAGCUGACCGGUAGUCACAAGAAGGUGGAUUCAGAUGUUGCUUCAAUCCGGUCUUCCACGCGUGCCGACGCUGAUAACGCCAGCAGUCGUACCAAAGCCGCUGGAGUUCCCGACAAGCCAUUAGAAGGAGAUGACCUCAAAAGCGCAGCGAGAGCUCUUGUAGGGUUCUUGGCCGACUCCAGAAGACGUGUCCCCAACUACUUGGACUACGAUGGUACACUGAAAGAAAAUCCACCGACUUUCGACAGUGAAACCGGGAAGCCGUCUUUUAGCAAUUUGCUUGCGCCAGAGCUUCUCGACAAGAACAGAGAGGAGGUCGACUGGCAAGCAGAGCUGCUGAAGGUUGCCAAGCUCGUCGACACCACACUGUUUCGUGCCUAUAUGCUUGCCACACCAAGCUUGGCGGGAUCUCUUUUCCGUAUCGACAAUUUCUGUGAUCCAGAUGUGGUACAGUCGGCGCUCUAUGAAGGCGAACGAUAUAGUGAACUGAUUGACUUCUUGCAUGGAAAGAAAUUGCAUCGCCAAGCGCUGGAGCUACUGGCCAAGUUUGGCAAGGGACAGGCAAGCGGUGCGAUACCUGAAGCAAUGCGUGGACCGCAGCGCACUGCAGCCUAUCUCAAACAGCUCCCACCCGAGCUCGUAGAUCUCAUCCUCGAGUACGCGCGAUGGCCACUUGAGGAAAGCCCAGAGAUAGGCAUGGAUAUUUUCGUUGCUGACACUGAUAAUGCUGAGCGGCUCCCGCGUCAGCAGGUUCUUCGGUUCCUUGCUGAAAGCGACGAGAAGCUGGAAAUCCAAUACCUGGAGCACAUUAUCAACGAGCUUGGCGACAACGGCGGAGAGUUCCACCAACGCUUGAUAGACCUGUACCUUGCCGAACUUAAGAAGUCCGACAUUGCUGAUACGUAUCGUGAUGGCCUCCAAACAAAGCUCGAAAACUUCCUACUCAGAAGCUCCUCGUACAAUAAGCGCAAAACUUUUCAACAGCUUCCCCAUGACUCUUCAUUAUUCUUUGAGUCUCGCGCCAUCGUGCUGGGCGCAAUGGGCAACCACAAACAGGCGCUGUCCAUUUACGCCUUCAAGAUCAAGGACUUUUCUAAGGCAGAAGAAUACUGCAACAAGAUUUACAUGGAAGACAGGGCUGAACAGGAAGCGUGCCUCUUGGAUAGUACUUCCAAGCAUGAGAAACGCUUUCGUCAAGUAGAGCCCACCGAGACGGACGACAAAUCGAAUAUAUUCGCCGUCCUCCUCGGUCUUUGUCUUCGACCUCCUGCCGGCGAGGAGAAACAGUGGCCACAAGCGCUCGAUCUACUUAGCAGACAUGGAGCCCGUCUCCCAGCCAGCAGUACCCUCGAUUUGAUGCCGGAUGAUCUUGCUGUCAGAGAACUGCAGGACUACUUCCGAGGGCGCAUUAGGAAUGCCACCUCAAUUUUACGCGAAGACAUGGUGGUUCGUGGUCUGGAGGGCGUCAGGCGCACGAACACUGAAAGGACUUUACUCCUUGGUCCCGAUGGCCUCGCGCACGAGAAGCCUAUGGGCAAAAAUAGACGUGUGAGAAUAGGAGAGGAUGAUCAUUGCAAAGUCUGUCAUAAGAGGUUCGGCGCUAGUGCCGUCAGGGUCUAUCCGGACGGUACUGUGGUGCAUUACGGCUGCAUCAAGCGAAUGGGUGCCAGUGGUGGUGAUGGCACCGGAAGUAUGAGGAGAAGUGUGGCUGGAUGGGGAUAGCGAGCAUGAUGCUCGAGGUCCCCCAAGCAACGACUUCCAUGGCACAUAUUGACCUAUACACCGUGAGAGCUACCUCCUACCGUCAACUUGUUCAAAAUACCAUGCGCGGAAGCAACAGGCGGCAUUGCUCUGCACGACUGAUGCGCCUGCAUAAUAUGCACUCAUCUUGUCGAUGAAUGGAAACCGUUUCCAAUGAACAUUACGUUGCGACAUGCGAUUUACAGCGAACGAGGCCUCGGAAAACUUCGCUGACAAGUCUUGAUGUUGUCAAGAUCAUUUCCUCACGGAAGCUACUAUGGUACUGUGGUCACGCAGGGCCUCCAUCCCAACACCAUGCUCAACGCUCAUGCUCUGUCCGAUAUUGGUUGGUCUUCACAUCCCGUUUAUGGCACUCCUUCCACCCCCUUAAAGCAGGUCAGCAUACUCGACAGUUCCUUUUCGAUCUUUUGCACCAGUAUAUUAUCUGCAUUCGCCACGCCUGGUGUGGUCAUCCAUCUUUCCUCAAGCGGAUUUGCCGGCCUUAUGCGGUCAAUCAAACUUCGCUUGCUCCUCAUGAGCGACUCUACCAAGCUUUUGACACUCUGCCCAUCGUAAUGAAAGUCUGGAAUGUCUGCCGCAUUGAUGCCGUCCGCCGCGCCUCUCGCUGUGUCGGAGCUCAGAACUAAGGAAAUCAUAGCCAAGCUAUGAGCUUCGGAGACAGUGCCAAGUGUGAUUGUCCCAGCGCGAGGGUUUCGUGCCGUAGGUGUUUCGUUGAUCAGUGAAUGUGCUGCGCGGUCAAGCUGACUAGGAAACCCGUUCAAAAAAGCCGCAAUCUCUGCUGCAAUAGCUGGACCAACCGAGUCCAGCAAAUUGAGACAUAACGGCAAAUACCCUUCUGUCCAGAUGACAAACAUGCGUUGAGGUUCGUCAAAAGGCCCUUUGCCGCCGUGCGUUCUGAAGUAGGAGGAUAAAUUGGCUGAUGAUAGCUGGGCGAGAACCCCCUCUAGAGCCAUCUGUUCAGCUAUUGGUCGUACAGUAGACAGUGAGAGGAGGAACAUGAUCGCUAUUUCGCCAUAGAUAGGAUCUUGCGUGUCCUCACUGGAGAGUCUGUCUGCCCAGGAGUAUAGGCUCAAUGCUCCCCGGAUGAUGUUGGAGCCAACCACUACGUCCGACAGGAGCGUCUGGAUCGAGUUGAUGCCUGGCACGGCUAAGAUUGCUUGGAGAAGUGCUGUCAGCAGAGCGAAAUCUGCUGGCAGCGCAAGCUCAACAUUGCCAUGGAGGUUACUGCAGAGUGCCUUGAAGCCUGGUGCUAUCACUUUGCCGACAAUAUUAACAAGGAUGGAUGCCGUUUGGGGCGAAAGUGAAUGCAUCUCUCCGUCUGCUCGAGUCUUGGCAACAUAACUGUGAGGUAGGAUAGUCAGGUACAAGACCUGAAGAAGUUGCCGAUAGUAACGCAGUUCUUCUGGGAGUGUGGCUAUAUCGUAGUCCGCUGGGAACGUUGCGACCAGUGUCCAUGCAGCUGGCAGAAGUCUCUUCAUAGCAUCAUCUUCUGUUUUGAGAGCCACUAACUUGGAGGUGAGCACAAAGGCCAGUUCGAGGCGCAUGUGCAUGGCAUCUGCCAUACCGGGCUGGUCGAGCUGAGGCUCGACACUCGCGACCAAGCACUGCUCUACGACUUUGGCAAGCUCAAGGGGCAGUGAAGGAUCUUGCUCCGCACAGUCGCACAGUGUAGUAGCCAAGGUCUUCCAACUCUUGAGUAACGUAGCUUGUGCAUGUAGAAGGCUCAAGUUAGCGUUGGCUCGACCGAAUUCAUCGGCGAAACCUUGAUCUGCUGUAGCCCCAUCCCAUGCUCUAUUGUGUUGGAAUAUGAUGGUAGCGAUGUCGGUAUCGUAGACGUAGCUUCUGCCGUAAGGAGCCGGAUUGACGGAAGUGCGCAUAAAAUCAGACAGAUCGAUGGCUGGGAAUGAUCUGGCGAGAUUAGUCUCUAGGCUCCUGUGCAGCGACUUGUUCCAUUCGUCCACUCUAGCUCCGCGAUCCCUUAAGAAGUCCAAUUUGGUCACGAGCAGCUUCAACACUGUCCUGUCGCCAAUUUCGAGACCCGCGUGCAAAUUAACGGCAAAAAUAUCGCACAGAUGAGCAGCCAUCUCAUGCUCUCUCGCGCUAGUGAUGGAUGCAUCGGGAGUUGGAUUUCUUGGCGGUCCGCGGAGUGAGCCCAACCAAGACAUUGUGUUUGUGAGAAAGUCUGUGUGUGACCUCACUUCGUUCGUGGCCCAUGCCCAGGUCUGCUGAGCGAUCGCAACGAAUCUCAACAUACCGAUCGCACGUUGCGGUUGCAGGUCUUCAAUGGACGCAAGCUGACUCAACACAUGAGCAAGGAUUGGCUUGCCCUUGAUCUCUUCUUCAUGGCAGCGGUGAGCUCGACUCUUCGGUAAUCUGCCAGUGAGAAGAUAAAUGGCAAACCAUUGUUGCCUGCUGUCCAUGACAACGGCGAGGAAGUCCCACGCAUUGCGUUCGACCUGCAAUUCACAGAGCGGCCGAUCUAGUUGUGUCACAACCUGAAGGAAAGCUUGUGCCGCAUCUGUAUCGAAUUGCGCAAGUAUGGAUGGUGGAUCUUCAUCGCCAGCACCGACGGCACUCACCAGCUCUUCAAACAAGGUAAAGAGGUCAGCUUUGAUGGCAUGUUCGGUCGCAAGCAAAGACGCGAGGGCAGGCAUAUUCUGCAGAAUGCUACUUGCAAGCCUGUAGGAACGGUGCUUCACAACCUUGUGCCACUCUGCCGGGGCCUCAGUCUGACCCAAAAGGUCAUUUCCGUGCUUUGCAACCCGAAGAAGUAUGACGAGAAAGCCGAAGACAGCGCGCGCCUGCUCAAUGAGCAAUUGUCGUAUUUGAACCGGAGUGGCGUCGUCUGCAAUUGGCAAAGUUUCCUGCAAAAUCCUACGGAGUGUACUGGCCAUUGGAUUGCUUCCCGUUUUGGAGGCACAUGUAUCGACAAUAGAGUUGGCAGCAGGUGCAAUGACGAAGGUGAGUCGUCGAGAAACAGCUUUCGCCACAUUGAGGCCGUACGUGCUUCGUAGCAUGUCGGAGAAACUUUUCAGCAGAGUCACUGUGAGGCGGCACCGCUGUGAGAGGUCUUCCCAUUUCCAGUCCGAGAAGCUUUGAUAGGCAUCGAGUAGAACUUUCUGGUAAGCGUUGAGCACAACGCUCAUGGUCCGAGCUGGCGUUGCAUCUAGCGAGUCCUGCUUGGUUUUCAGACUGAAGCGGGUAGUUUUGACUACCUCACUCGUUCUAGCAUUGCGUUUGGCCAGACCGGCGAGUGCAUCUUGAAGCAGAAGCGACUGCAUCUCGACACAUGCUUGCAGGAAGCGAUACUGGCCCAGCUGCACUUCCGAGCCAUUCACGACCGCCACUAACGAGAUCGCACCGGUUGCAAGUCCAAGCAAACUGCUUUUAGCGACUAUUGACCAAACCCGUUCCGGCGAGAUUCUGAUUAUGAUGUUGAGGAAUUCUGCAGCAGCAGCGACGACUGGUAGAGAGCCGUCUUCCGCAACCUGUUCAAUAUGGGCCAGGAGCUCACUCUCAAAUAGGUCGGCAAUGAUGGAUAUAAUGUCGUGGCUGUUGCCCAAGCCGGCAUCAAAUUUCGCCAUCAGCUCGCGAGCUGUUGUAGCGCCAUCUGAUUGGUCCAGGCACGCGGCCAGCAACGAUGUGAAGAGAGCGAUGAUCUCCGCAGCAGCAUACAGGUCCAAUGUCGCUUGCUCUGCAGCGCAUGACACCUGGCUACCUUUAGUGAACGUGAAAAGCAGCGCACUGAGGUAUUCAAGCCCAGAGCUAUCGUGAUUCAGCAUGAACACCAUGGGUCGCUUCUCCCUAAUAAUGUUGCCUGUAGUCUCCGCAGGUACGUAUUGCUCAGGCGUUUCGGCGUCUGUACUGUCUUGCAUAAGAAGCAAUUGCUGAACGCCCGCAGCAGCGUCGCGCCGAGUGAUAAUGGGCAGUGCUUCAAGCAGUCGCAUAGCAUUGUUGUCGUCCACUUCGUCGAUGAGCUCAUACGAUCUGAACUCUGCGGGCACUUGCAGCGUGAAUGUCCGCAGUCGAUGCAAAAUGCCUGCGAUUCCUUCGGGCUCCUGCGCAUCUCCUUGCGCGUUGGCCAACAACGUGCCCAGUCUCACCAAUGGUGAAAGCUCGUAGGGGAAUCUUGCUAACGCUUGGUCCAGGAAAGCCGGUCUGAGUAGGGCAUAAUCUGCCAACAGUUUCUUUGCAAGCACAGUCGUCUGCUGCUUGGAGACGGGGCAGUGCUCUGCUGGCGUCAACAGCGACAGCACCGCCUCAAAGACUUCUUCAUCAUACUGCACAAACGACAACGACUCUCGGGUCAAAUCAAACAAGGCCUCUUUACAAAAUAAUGCUGUACUGGCUUCGGCAUCUGAGCUGUACGUCGUAGUGAUGACUGUAGCCAGAGUGGCAAUCAGACGGAAGACCCGUAAAUGAUCCACAGAUCUCAACAGGAAAUUUCGUGGCAGGUCGUCCCUGACAUCGCCGUCCAGUUCCGAGCUUUGCAGCUUAAAGUAGAGUUUCUCAAACCUGGAAAGUGGCUCGUUGCGCGAUCCACGUCUCGAAGCACGACGAGCCAGUCCCUCCACUGUGUCGUCGGGGCCAUGCUCGUUGCGGAAUUCGCGCUGAUCUCGGUGUGAUAAUGCAAUGUCCCUUAUGACCGAAGUGAUGAUGCUCCAGGCCAGGAUAGCCGGAGCAGCAAUGUUGUUUCCACGAAGACUAACUCUGUGUAAGAUGAGAUUCAAUGAUCUGAGACUCUCCUCGUCGUUGAGGUAGUGGCUUCCUGUCAAGGUAGGAGUGUCCACGUCUGCGGCCUGCAUGAUCUCACCAAUUGCAAGCUGUAACUUCAUCAUCUCCACGGACACGAUCGAUAGCAGAAGUCGGGGCACAUCGAGAUCCAGCGGCAGAAGGUGCUUAUUUCCUUGCAAGAAGAAGUGUUUUUCCAUUAACGCGAACCAGCUGAGGAGCGCCGAAGCGCUAGGAAUACCAUCAUACUGGUACAGAGCAGCGAGCAAGAGCCGAAGGGUGUGCGUCAGUUCAUAGCGAAGCGAGUCGACAUAGCCGGGUGCCUUGGUAUCGUCCGCGAAGACCUUGGGCCACGAGGUGGAGGCAUCCCCGCGUUCCAGCACGGAGUCCAACUUCGAGAUACAUUUGGCGAUGAAGGCUUCAGCCUCAUUCCUGCCGUUCUUUGGGCACAUGGUAUCCGUGACCUUUGCUGCGAUCUGAUCAAUCCACGAAGCCGCGGCCGGCUGCUCUCGAACGAUGCUUUUGCUCACAGCACAUCGACUCAUCAAAUCUGCGCUCAGGCGCAGCAUAUGAUUGCUCUCGCUCAGGUACACAAGCAACAGCCUAUGUCUCCGUACUUGCUGGUCUGCGAAUGUAAGAGCUGGUCGUGCAGGUCCAUUGCUAGCAGUAGAAGCUGGCAUUGCUAUGACUUCCUCGAGCACACUCGUACCAUUGCAAGCCGCGUUCAUCAGCUGAUCUGCCGGUCUCUCCUGACACUCAAUCAUUGCAAUGCGCAAAGCAGCCAAUUCUUCCACGUGCAGCUCUCGCGACAGCCACUUGGCGUCUUCCUUG